This is a messenger RNA of Hemibagrus wyckioides, 2501 nucleotides long. It is a transcript of the gene zc3h15, whose product is annotated as zinc finger CCCH-type containing 15. Gene Ontology annotation, molecular function: metal ion binding; mRNA binding. The transcript has 10 exons. Bases 104 to 1420 code for a protein of 438 amino acids. Gene Ontology annotation, biological process: cytoplasmic translation. Gene Ontology annotation, cellular component: cytosol. NCBI's taxonomy places the organism in Eukaryota, Metazoa, Chordata, Actinopteri, Siluriformes, Bagridae. The record is from RefSeq and is a predicted model, not a curated record.
CGCGAACACUCUGUGUUGGUGUACCCCUGGCUGUUUCACGUUAGCGCCGCUGAGCAAAGGACCUGGAUUCGGGCGGGUUUAUUACAGAGACACCGCGACAGACAUGCCGCCGAAGAAACCAGCUCAACCCACUGGCAAUAAGAAAACCCAGGAGAAGAAGAAGGAGAAGAUUAUUGAAGACAAGACUUUCGGACUGAAGAAUAAAAAGGGAGCCAAACAACAGAAGUUCAUCAAAGCCGUCACACAGCAGGUCAAAUAUGGCCAACAGAACUCCCGACAGGUUGCUGCUGCUGAAGCUGACAAGACCAAGAAAGCGGACAAGAAGAAGGAGAUCUCUGAGCUGAAUGAACUCUUUAAACCUGUAGUGGCUGCACAGAAAGUCAGCAAAGGUGUGGAUCCGAAGUCUGUUCUGUGUGCAUUCUUUAAACAAGGCCAGUGCACUAAAGGGGAUAAGUGUAAGUUCUCUCAUGACCUGAGUCUGGACAGGAAGUGUGAGAAGCGCAGUGUGUAUGUGGACGUUCGAGAGGAGGAGUUGGAGAAAGACACGAUGGAGAACUGGGAUGAGAAGAAGUUGGAGGAAGUUGUCAACAAGAAGCACGGAGAGGCUGAGAAGAAGAAGGCCAAGACUCAGAUUGUGUGUAAGUACUUCCUGGAGGCUAUAGAGAAUAAUAAGUACGGGUGGUUCUGGGUGUGUCCGGCGGGAGGAGAUGGCUGUAUGUAUCGUCACGCUCUACCCGUGGGCUUCGUCCUGAAGAAAGACAAGAAGAAGGAGGAGAACGAGGAGGAGCAGAUCUCACUGGAGGAACUCAUCGAGAACGAGCGAGCGGCUCUGGGGCCAAAUGUGACUCGGAUCACUCUGGAGACGUUUCUGGCCUGGAAGAAGAGGAAGAGGCAGGAGAAGAUCGCUAAAGCUCAGCAGGACAUGGAGAGGAAGAAGGCAGACUUUAAAGCAGGAAAAGCUCUUGGGGUGAGCGGGCGAGAAGUUUUCGAGUUCCGGCCCGAGCUGGUUAACGAUGAUGACGAGGAAGCAGACGACACCAAAUACACCAAUGUGGACGAUGAGUUUAUAGAGCAGGAGGAGGAGGAGGAUGAUGAGCAGUGCCAGGACAUCGAUAUCGCCCGGUUUGUUCUGAAAGAGGUGGACAACACGGGGAUAACGGUGGCGGCGGCGGACAGGUUCACCUCCCGAGUUCAGCCGAGCAGCGAGACAGACGACCACAAACUGAGCGAGGCUUCGGGUGGAGUGGAGAACGGUGAGGACCACACGCUGGAGGAGGACGGCAGCACUGACAGUGACGGAGGCGGGGCCGGGGAUGAGGACGCAGAGUCAGAGGCGGUGCCUGUAGAUGAGAAUCUCUUCACGGGGGAGGAUCUGGACGAACUGGAGGAGGAGCUUAACACACUCGACCUGGACGAGUAACACAGCCUCAACAUGAACAUUUUUUUUUCUUUUUUUUUUCUUUUUUUUCCCCCUCUCUCCACCAAUCAGAUCAUCCGUAGAGGAAAGAGCUCAGUGGACAUGAGAGUGAAGGUGAUCUUCAGGGUCAUGUGAUUCUGUGGUCCAGACUGCUUUCAUUCGGUGGUAAUGAAUUUAAUAUCAGACGUUUUUUUCCUCAUCGUAAUAAAAACAAAGGUUUCAGCGCGUUAUUCUACUCAAAGACGAGUCCUUGGACCAAGAGCUGCUUUCAGUCAGCCAUCUUUUGUCCAAACGGUGAACAGAAUUGUGCUACUUUCCAAACGGGACCUCGGUGCCUACAGAGGCAGCCUACUACUUAAUGGAAUUCAGCAGGGGCGGAGCCUUGGGUCAGCCUGCUCGGCCAAUCACGACAGCUUACCUGAUAGUGAUAUUUCACCUGUUUGACUUGAAUACUGUUUUUACACAAUGUCAUGAUUUAGCAGCAAGGCUAGCAAGCUAACAUACUAAUGUUAGCCAGUUAACAUAUUGUUGUGUAGCCUGUAAGCGAACUCUACAGCUAAGUUUGCUUGCAAGCAACAUAAAAUACAGUAUUGUCCUAAUGUAAAGCCUUUGGUUAUCUGAAUUAUGUAGCCAUGAAAAAUCCCAGGAAAGCUAUAGCAACAUCCGCGCAGCCCUCUGUUAGCAUGAGCUGACUAACAUGUUAGCAUAAUGAAUUGUUAGCUAUCUGCUUAUGUAGCCAAGUUUGCAACUGAACUCUUCAGUGUUAGCUGAACUGCUGUGUUGUGUAAUGUGUGCUAACAUCCUGCACACUCUGCUAAUGCUAGCAUGCCAACUAGCUAGCUAAUGCAGCAUCCUAGCUAACGUUAAGUGUUUCAUUAAAUGGUGUAAAAUGUCACAUGAUCAAGUUUACCCUAAGCUCCGCCCCCUGUGUGUGAAUCAGCUGUUAGAGUUCUGACAAAAUAAAGGUUUCACCUGCUGAGUGUGUGAUCUGAAGGGUGUACAGGUGUGUGUGUGUGUGUGUGUGUGUGUGUGUGUUUUAUCCUUUUGGCCAAGGUGAAAGUGUAAAUAAAGCAUAUUCCAGACA